Molecule: messenger RNA, 1701 nt
Organism: Paramisgurnus dabryanus
Lineage: Eukaryota; Metazoa; Chordata; Actinopteri; Cypriniformes; Cobitidae
Gene: nit2
Product: nitrilase family, member 2
Biological process (GO): L-glutamine metabolic process; oxaloacetate metabolic process
Cellular component (GO): mitochondrion
Molecular function (GO): omega-amidase activity
Source: RefSeq, a predicted model, not a curated record
GGUUAACUCGAGUCUUAUUGGUGUUUUCACUUUGCUGUCUCUACGCUGUCAGUGUAUCAAUGUCUGGUGUAUUUAAAGCAAUGUCAAAGUUUCGCCUUGCUGUGGUGCAGUUACAUGUGUCAAAGAUCAAGGCUGACAAUUUAAGAAAAGCACAAAAACUUGUGAAAGAGGCCGCAGUGCAAGGUGCAAAAGUAGUAGUCCUACCUGAGUGCUUUAACUCCCCAUAUGGAACCGGCUUCUUUGCAGAGUAUGCCGAGAAGAUCCCAGGAGAAUCCACACAGAUGUUGUCAGAGGCAGCAAAAGAGUGUGGGAUCUAUUUAGUGGGUGGUUCCAUACCAGAGGAGGAUGGGGGGAAGCUCUAUAACACCUGUUCGGUUUUUGGUCCUGAUGGAAAGCUGCUUGUAAAACACAGAAAGAUUCAUCUCUUCGAUAUUGACCUACCUGGAAAAAUACGUUUUCAGGAAUCUGAAACACUAAGUCCAGGAAACAGUUUGUCCAUGUUUGAGACCCCAUUUUGUAAAGUAGGUGUGGGGAUUUGUUACGACAUUCGCUUUUCAGAGCUUGCACAGAUCUACGCCAAGAAAGGUUGUCAGCUCUUGCUAUAUCCUGGUGCCUUCAAUAUGACCACAGGACCGGCUCACUGGGAGCUGCUCCAGAGAGGGAGGGCAGUAGAUAAUCAGGUUUAUGUGGCCACUGCUUCACCAGCAAGAGAUGAGACUGCCAGCUAUGUGGCCUGGGGUCACAGCUCUGUGGUUAACCCUUGGGGUGAGGUUAUUACGAAAGCCGGAACAGAGGAGGCUGUUGUGUAUGCUGACAUAGACCUGCAGUACUUGGCUGAUGUGCGUCAGCAAAUCCCGAUCACCAUGCAGAGACGUAAUGAUAUAUAUAGUGUAAAUGCUGUUCAGGAAGGCUGACGUGCAGGGGUGAGGUAAACACACAAAAGCUGGGUUACAAAAGGUUGUUGCGUAUGCUGAUGUAGGUAAGUUUUGUGCCAGGUGCAUUUAGAGUAAACUAAUCAUCUAUGUCUGCUCUGCGUAAAUCUCUAAUUCAGUUCUUGAUAGCACACUCAUGUUGUUUACAAUCUUUGUUGCCUAAAAUUACAAUUUAAACCAAUUGAACUGUUCAGAUUGGUUCACAAUAUGCUGAACAGAGCAUGUUUAGUGUCUUCAUGUGAUUUAAUGUUUUACUGUAUAUCCAAGUACACUUUAUGUAUGUACGCACAACAUAUAUAAACCAUAAACAGAAAAGCCAUGCAGAAAGUUUUAGCUUCAGACAGUCUAUAUGAUUUGUUAGUUAGCAAUUACAUUGCCAUAAAUGUGGAGGUUGCCACAAAACAAGGAUAUUUUCAUUGCUUGGAGGAACAAAUGCCUUAUAAGCGGUUCAAAUUGAAAUAAAUUAUAUUUACAUUGCAAUUUUGUGUUUACUGUACAUGUUAUACUGUACUGUACACAUGGAAACUCUAAAAACAGUCAAAAACAUACAUAUAAGCUUAUAAAAAUCUUUUAGAUUAAAACGUAGUGCUAAAAAUAUCCUGCUAUAAUGAGCAUAAAAGAUAUAUUUUUUAGCAAUCUAUAACAACACUCUUAAAGGGAUAGUUCACCCAAAAAUGAAUAUUCUGUCAUCAUUUACUCACCCUCAAGUUGUUUCAAAUCUGUAUACAUUGCUGUGCUCUGCUAAAUGUAUUUGUUUUUCUUUGUUCUU